Solea senegalensis (Senegalese sole) is the source of this 2957-nucleotide messenger RNA. RefSeq names its product vestigial-like family member 4a (gene vgll4a). The transcript is spliced from 6 exons. Lineage: Eukaryota; Metazoa; Chordata; Actinopteri; Pleuronectiformes; Soleidae. Gene Ontology annotation, biological process: negative regulation of DNA-templated transcription. Gene Ontology annotation, molecular function: transcription coactivator binding. The record is from RefSeq and is a predicted model, not a curated record. Bases 153 to 935 code for a protein of 260 amino acids.
CUUUUGUCUGUGGUGAGAAAGUGAAGACAGUCAAAGUGGGCCAUGGUGUUGUUGUGGAGGAGAAGCUAACUUUUGUCGAUGGAAAUCUGGCCUGCUGUCUUCGCUGGUGUUUCCUGCUAACGUCGAUGUUAGCAACUAGCUUGUUCGCGUAAAUGCUCUUCACUAGAAUGGACCUGUUGAACUCUCAGUUCCUGGACAAGAUGAACAAUAACAUCGGGAGACUGCACUACGACGGUGAGUCCAGGACACCCUCCCUGUCCACUGCUAUGUCUAACAUAACCGGGCCCCCUCCACACUGUCCAAGCAAGCGAAAAUAUGGUGAAGAACAUAUGGAUGACCGAAUCAACUGUGAUGAUGACCACAUGACCAAAAUGAGCAGAUUGUUUGCCACUCAGCUGGCCCGUCCCUCUGCUGGAGACAACAGUACUGAGCACUGGAGCCACAGUCCUGUGGACCAUGUCACAUCCUCCUCUAAUGGUCUCCAUGGGACUCAAAUGUUUGCUUCCAUUUCUGACUAUGCUGUGGAUCAGCCUGUGCCUCUGACCAAAAGCAGCCACGAUGUUGGUGGAGUUGGUGGCAGAGAGAAGUCUGUCAUAAGUGGAACUGUUGAGCGGCAGCAGAAUCGUCCCUCCGUUAUUAUCUGUGCCCCGGCGAGCAACCGCAAUUGUAAUCUCUCUCACUGCCACAUGAAUGGCUCCUCUCCCAGCCCACCUGCUGAUCAGAGGAAGGCCAAUGCUAAUACCGUAUGUGACCCUGUUAUCGAGGAGCACUUCCGUCGCAGCCUGGGGAAAAACUACAAAGAGGCGGAGCCUGUGUCCAACUCGGUGUCCAUCACGGGCUCGGUGGAUGACCACUUUGCCAAGGCACUGGGAGACGCCUGGCUCCAAAUCAAGGCCAAGGGUGGCGGUCAUCAGACACCGGAGGCGGAUUCAUGAAGCAGAGGGGAGUAAACGAUACAAUCACCUUCUUAGCCUAGCAUCAAUUUCCCUUAGCCAAGAACAAUGAAAGACAAAUACUCUGGUGCUCCACGGCUGUUCACAUCUGGACACUGAGGUUGACUUGUUUGUAGAAAAGUCUUUAAAAUUCUGAAAGUCUCUAAACUGAAGAAGGAAAAAAAAAGUAAAUAUUAGAUGCCGUCUUUGGACCGGCAGCGUCGUUUGUGGAAAUUAUACAAUCAUAGUUUUUAUUUUGCAUUAAUGACGACAUUUCUCAAAGCAGGUGGUUGGUUAGUCUAGGUUCUAUUUUCUACCUGCUUUUCACUUGCCUUACUAGCCAAAGAAAUCCCCUGCCUUUUUUAUAUCAACAAAUAAGCCAUAGAUCUGGAUUUCAUGAUUGUCAUUCUCAUAUCACGUUCACUGCUAUCCCGUCUGUAUUACUUGAAAGUGACAGCCAGGUCUCAUUUGCACUAUUGCGUUUCUGACCGGUGAGGUAGUUGGUGACCCGUUCAAGUUCACGUUGUAUUGGAAUUAUCACAAACGCGUCUAAGGCCGAAUCCCGAACUGGACGUAUCCACUGUCGAUUUAUAAGAAGAAGAAAAAAAAGUAAACACCUAAGUUUUAUUUUUCCUGUCUAUACACUCACUGAGGCUAAUUACUUAGUAAAACUAAUAUCAAUCAUAGUACAUAUUGCUAACUAGAAAGCAUGUUUUCAAAUAGCUGGUUUCUAUUACAAUCCUUUAUUUUAUACUAUGAAUAUAUUUACUCUGAAUUUAUUUUUUAUCUGUAACGUUUUUAGAAAUACUCACUGCUGGUACAGUUGUACUCAAUAUAUUUUUUUGUAUCUGGUUUUCAUGACUAUAUGUAGUUCCGUCGUAUCCAUCUACACACCGCAGCCUCUGGACAGGUUGUCUGAACGCAGUUUAAUAAGAAAAAAAAAAGCGUCCGGUUGCUUUGUUAUUCUGCAGUGCUGUAUGCUUCACACACGGCUGAAUGCAGCAAAUUCUCACCCUCUGUAGUGAGACUGUAGUGCAGUCUGUUCGCAGUGGCUUUAUUUAUUCUCAGCACAUUUAUAUAUUGACAACAGAAUUCUUACUUUGCUUCAGUGACAAUUUAAUGUCCCUUUAAUUUUGAACCCAGAAGUAAUUCUGGUGUCAACAUUCCACCACGACUGCCUGGCACACGUUUUCAAACGAGUUUAUCAAAUACUGUUACAAGCAUGACUCUUGUCAUGUGAUUAUGAAUUUAUCAUGGGGAGAGCCAUAAAAAUCAGAUUUUUCUUUUUUUUUUAUAUGCAGUUGAGUUUUGUUUAAAAUUAAUUUCUUUCCCUCCUGAAAAUUGUCUACUUGUAGUAGCAUAACCUAUUGGUCAACACUGAUUAAGAUAGAGUAUUGUAAAUUCAGACUUUUCUAUUGUCGAUUAACUCGUCUGUGAAAACAUAUACAUUUAUAUUAAUAUUUUUACACUUUCUUUGUUGUUACAUACACUUUCCUGUCUUUAUAUUUUAUUUUACCCAUGUAAGACUAUCAUUGCGCCGCGCGGAAUGAUUAUAGAUAUUUUGUUUUCUAUUCAGAGUAGUGUACUCGUGUCACAUGGACGCACAUUAUCUUUUCCACCAUGCGUUCUGUCUUCUUUUCUAAACGUUGAUUACACAUUUAUCAGACGAUUAAAGUGCAGGAACACAACAGUCUUUAGAUCAAAGACUUUUCUCAGUGCAGUGUCAGCGAGACCUCUACACUAACAAGUUUAAGGAGUGACUCUGUGUACCAUAGUGGAAUUUAGGGAUUAUUAUGGGAUCUGCUUGUUUGACACAAGUGGAUUUUUCUAAGUACUAUUAGUCCGUUGUUAUUUAAUUGUUGUAUUUAGACAAGCUGUAUCUCAAAGGCUGUUAGAUGAAAGGACCUGCUCCAGGUGUCUUCCAAAAUGGAAAACAUACUGUAUGUUCACUUUUGUUCUUACUUCUCUGGAAGAAAAUGCCACUGUUUGUACUUAACUUCUUCCAAAUAAACAUACAACAGUUUA